Acanthamoeba castellanii str. Neff is the source of this 2556-nucleotide messenger RNA. RefSeq names its product importin beta subunit. Gene Ontology annotation, molecular function: small GTPase binding; nuclear import signal receptor activity. Gene Ontology annotation, biological process: protein import into nucleus. The record is from RefSeq and is a predicted model, not a curated record. Gene Ontology annotation, cellular component: nucleus; cytoplasm. The transcript has 14 exons. NCBI's taxonomy places the organism in Eukaryota, Discosea, Longamoebia, Acanthamoebidae. The coding region runs from base 1 to 2556 and encodes 851 amino acids.
AUGGAUCUUAGCCAGAUUUUGUUGAACGCCCAGAGCCCUGAUCGCGAGGUGCGCGCUGGGGCUGAGAAGCAGCUUGCUGCGGCUGAGCAGCAUAACCUGCCCUCCUUCUUGCACGCUCUGUGCCUGGAGCUCGCCUCCGCCGACAAGAACCCCCACUCUCGCCGCCUUGCUGGUCUCAUCUUGAAGAAUGCCCUCGACGCCAAGGAUGAAACCCGAAAGCAGCAGCGCAUUCAGCAAUGGCUUGCUUUGGAUGCUGCCGCCAAAGCACAGAUCAAGGCCGGGGUUGUCAAAACUCUUGCUGAUUCGGUCAAGGAAGCCCGGCACACCGCGGCCCAGGUCCUGGCCAAAAUCGCCGUCAUCGAGCUUCCUCGUGACCAAUGGCCCGACCUGAUCGAGAGCCUCAUGAAUCACAUGAUGCUGCAGGACAACAACCUCAAGGAGAGCACUUUGGAAGCGCUUGGCUACAUCUGCGAAGAAAUCGAACCUCAAGUGAUUCAGGAGAAGUCCAACCAGAUCUUGACCGCCGUCGUUCAGGGCAUGCGCAAGGAAGAGCCGAGCGCUGAUGUCCGAGUAGCUGGCACCACUGCGCUGCUUAAUGCCCUUGAAUUCGUCAAGGCCAAUUUCGAGAAGGAGGCGGAGAGGAACUACAUCUUGACCGUUGUUUGCGAGGCCACCCAAGCCCCCGUUGCUCCUAUCCGAGUUGCUGCCUUCGAAUGCCUCGUCAAGAUCGCUGCUCUGUACUAUGACAAAAUCGGGACCUGGAUGCAGAACGUCUUCAACAUUACGCUGGAGGCGAUGAAGAAGGACGAAGAGCUGGUGGCGCAGCAAGCUGUAGAGUUCUGGUCGACCAUCUGCGACGUUGAAGUUGACAUUUUGAUGGAAAUGGAUGAGUAUGUUGCUGCCAAGGAACAACCCCCGAGGGCCUGCCUGAACUACAUCAAGGGAGCCAUGAAGUUCCUCAUCCCCGUUCUCAUGGAGUGCCUCACAAAGCAGGAGGGCGAAGAGCAGGAGGAGGACGCGUGGAACGUCGCUACUGCGGCGGGUACCUGCCUGGCCUUGAUUGCCUCGACCGUGCUCGAUGAGGUGGUUCCCCACGUGAUGCCGUUCGUGCGCGACAACAUCAGCAACACCAACUGGCACUUCCGCGAGGCUGCGCUCCUGGCUUUCGGUUCCAUUCUCGAGGGUCCCACCGGCUACAUCAUCACCGAGCUUGUCACGCAAGCCAUCCCCAUCCUCCUUCAGCACACGAAGGACUCAGUCACUCUCGUCAAGGAUUCCACCGUCUGGACUAUCGGUCGCAUCUGCCAGUUCCAUGCUCAGACCAUCGCUACCAAGCUGCCCGAAGUGGUUCAGGUCUUGAUUGAAGCCCUCGCCGAUGAGCCUCGCAUUGCCGCCAAGGCUUGCUGGGCCAUCCACAACCUUGCCAGCGCUUACGAGGUUGAGGACAAGCCUACGUCUCCGCUUUCGCCCUACUUUCAGGCCCUCGCCACUGCCCUGUUCCACGCCAGCAGCAGGGAUGACGCUGAUGAGAGCUUCUUGGCCACCGCUUCUUAUGAGGCCCUCAACGUGCUGAUUCAGAACUCGACCAAGGAUUCGCUUCCGCUCAUUGCGCAGCUGCUGCCUCCGCUCCUCGAGCGUCUCGAGAAGACCUUUGCCGCUCAGAUCGUGUCCAGCGACGACAAGGAAGCCGUUGUCGAGCUUCAGGGUCACCUCUGCGGCUCUCUUCAGGCCUGCACCCAGAAGCUGGAGGGUGAGGUCAAACCGUACGCCGACCGUAUGAUGACCCUCUACCUCAGGCUGUUUGAGUUGCAGAGCGCCACCGUCCAAGAGGAAGUGCUGAUGGCUGUUGGUGCCCUCGCGAAUGCCGUGGAAGCUGACUUCGCCCGCUACAUGCCCGCCUUCGGCAAGUGGCUCGAGCUCGCGCUCCGCAACUGGGAGGAGCACGCCGUGUGCGCCAUCGCAGUCGGCGUGGUUGGCGACAUCUGCCGCGCUCUCGGCGACAAGGUCACCCCUUACUGCGAUGUUCUCGUCGGCCUUCUGCUCGAGAACCUCAAGAACCCGCACAUCAACCGCAACGUCAAGCCGCCCAUCCUCUCGUGCUUUGGUGACAUUGCCCUUGCCAUUGGCGGCCGAUUCGAGCCCUACUUGCCCCACGUGAUGGGCAUGCUCCAGCAGGCCUCCACUACUCCCAUCCCCGAGACCGCCGACUACGACUUUGUCGACUACGUGCUUCAGCUCCGAGAGGACAUCUUCGAGGCCUACACGUCGAUCAUCCAGGGUCUGCGCACCGACAACAAGUCGGAUCUCUUCCUCCGGCAUGUGGAACACGUCGUGGGCUUCGUCUCCUUCGUCUGGAACGACCCUACCAAGUCCGACGAGGUCAUCCGCGGUGCCGUGGGCGUCCUCGGAGAUCUCGCGCACGCUCUCGGCCCGAAGGUGAGGGACGUCCUCAAGCACGAGAUCGUGCAGGGCAUCAUCAACGAGUGCGCCUCCUCGUCGAACCAGCAGACGAGGGAGGUGGCCAAGUGGGCCAAGCAGGUAAUCGCCAAGCUCUAA